AUGACUAUAACUGAUAUCAAUAUAAAGCAACACCACAGAAAAAAUAGAGACAAGUAUCAUCACCACAUUUCGGGACCUCCUCUCAACUCAGCCAAGAGCCAGUCAUUAAAGAGUUUAUUUGAAGUAUCUUCAGCUUCGUCGCUGGCCAACUCUCAUAAUUCUUUGUCGUCACCUCAACUACAGUUUAAUCGCAGUAAUACCAGCUCAAUAUCUACUUACGAUAAUAAGCAUAACAUUAUAAAUAAGAGCGAGAAGAGCAAAGGUGCCCGAGAUUUGAGAGAAACACACGAGGAGGAGGAAGAAGAAGAAGAAGAAGAAGAAGAAGAAGAAGAAGAUGAUGAUGAUGAUGAUGAAAGUAUAGCUGAGAUUAAGCGAAAAGGCGUUUUCCCAGGGCUUCGUAAGCCGGUUGUUCUUGAAGUUUAUCAAAAAAAGCACUCACCAAUAUUAUCACCACAAGUUUCGGUAAUGAGUAAACUUGACUUUGAUUUUGAUUUUGAUAAUUGGAGCUUAGAUCCUAUAGAUCAUAGUGAAAGUGCGAGACUACAGGAACAAGCAAAUGGUUUAAAAGAGGAUAGAAGAAGAUUACAUGCAGACAAAAGAGAAGAUGAAUAUUAUGAGAAUGAAAACGAGGAAGGAGGAGGAGGAGGAGAAGAAGAAGAAGAAGAAGAGGCACUUGGUGAUGGUGCUGACGAUGGUAAUUACUAUGCAGAAGUUGAAUCAAUGAUUGAAAGUUUAAAAGAGUUGAGUCUUUUGGAUAGGUUCAAAGGGUUGAUUAAAAAGAAUUCAAAUAGCAUGUUACGGAAGCUAAAUGGUGGGUCCAGUUUUGAUUUAUCAAUGUUUCGUUCCACUGACGAAGUUUUCCAUGUGAAUGAUAGCGCCACUUUAACUCCCCAAGAAUGUAAGAUUAAAUUCUGUGAGGAUAAUGAUGGUUCCAAAUCGGGCGAGUCAAAGGAAAUUGAACAGGAAACGUAUCCUUUACUAGAACCAAAACGUAAAAAAUCGUUUCUCAGUUUUAAUAAGUUGGGGUUUGAAGGAUUGGAUUUUUCAUCUUUGAUUAAUUCUUCUCCUUCUUCACCGAAUAAGCAUAACUAUGAUCAUCACCAGUAUCACCAACCCCUUCAGCAUAAUAAAAACAAUAAUAACAACCAUAAUCAUCAUCAUUAUAUGCAUAAUCGCGGCCCACUACAUCAUCAACCUAGAUCACAUAAUCAACAAGUCAAGCUGAUUUUAAAGUGUAAACAGAACAAAAACUUUAAUCAAGAAUUGGAAGAGUCUGUCAAGCAGGACCUUGUUCAGUUUGAUGAGUUUUGGCAUAAAUUUGAAAUGAUUGAGCAGGCAAAGAACAAUUUGGGGAAUGAAGAAAUGUUGAACCUAAUUCGUUUGGAACAGGUGAGGAAUUAUUACAAAGAGAUGUGA
This is a messenger RNA of Lodderomyces oxycetoniae, 1416 nucleotides long. RefSeq lists its product as uncharacterized. The transcript has a single exon. NCBI's taxonomy places the organism in Eukaryota, Fungi, Ascomycota, Pichiomycetes, Serinales, Debaryomycetaceae. The record is from RefSeq and is a predicted model, not a curated record. The coding region runs from base 1 to 1416 and encodes 471 amino acids.